Messenger RNA from Lacerta agilis (Sand lizard), 1284 nucleotides. Its product is annotated as olfactory receptor 1086-like. Bases 1 to 1284 code for a protein of 427 amino acids. The record is from RefSeq and is a predicted model, not a curated record. Gene Ontology annotation, molecular function: G protein-coupled receptor activity; olfactory receptor activity. The transcript has 2 exons. Lineage: Eukaryota; Metazoa; Chordata; Lepidosauria; Squamata; Lacertidae. Gene Ontology annotation, biological process: G protein-coupled receptor signaling pathway. Gene Ontology annotation, cellular component: membrane.
AUGGAGGUGAAGAAUCAGACCAAGGUGGAGGAGUUCAUCUUCCUGGGCUUCUCAGGUGUCCCACAUGGCCAGAUUUACCUCUUUGUCGUGUUCCUAGCAAUUUACUUGGUCACCGUUCUUGGAAACACCAUGAUACUCACCUUGAUCCAGCUGGAUUCACGCCUCCACAGCCCCAUGUACUUUUUCCUCAGCCAUUUAUCCUGCUUGGACCUCUGCUACUCAACCGUCACCGUCCCCAAGAUCCUGACCAACUUUCUGCGACAGAGGCACACCAUUUCCUACAACCAGUGCAUGGCCCAGAUGUUCUUCCUGAUGACCUUUGCGGGAUCCGAGUGUGCCCUGCUAGCCGUCAUGGCCUACGACCGCUAUGCAGCCAUUUGCCAACCUCUGCAUUAUGGCAGCCUGAUGAGCAGCCAGGUGCGAAUCCCGCUGGCCAUCGCUUCUUGGAUCUGGGGCUUCCUGGACUCGGCCAUCCACACCACUUUGGCUACCCACUUGUCCUUCUGUGGGGCCAACCAGAUCGACCACAUCUUCUGCGAUGUCCCGCCUCUCCUAAAGAUUGCCUGCAGCGACACCUACGCCAACGAGAUAACCCUCCAUUUGGCCUCCAUCUUCAUGGGCCUGAGUCCCUUCUUGCUCAUCCUCCUCUCGUACGUCUACAUCCUCUCCGCCAUCUUGCAGAUCCGCUCAAAUACUGGCAGGCACAAGGCCUUCUCCACAUGCGCUGCUCAUAUGAUCGUUGUCACCGUCUACUUUGGCAUGGCCAACGUGAACUACAACCGCCCCAGCGCAGGCUACUCCUUGGAGGUUGACACCCUGAUCUCCACACUUUAUUGCAUCAUCACCCCGAUGCUGAACCCCCUCAUCUACAGCCUCCGCAACACGGAGGUGAAAGAAGCCCUGAAGAAGGUUCUCGGGGGGCAGAAGAAGGAAUACACUUCUACACAGAGAAAUUGCAACGAAAGCGUCCCUUGGGUCCCUCCUGGGCAUAACUCCUCUCUCCCUGCCCAGAGUCUGCUAGUUGGAGGCAAUGCAGAGGGAGCCCCCAGGCUCAUCCGUGGCUCAUCUGGGAAGCAGGGAUCUGCCUUCAAGAGCCCCCCGACCAGGCCCUCCCUUGCCCCUCGGAUGCCAGCUUGCUCUGGCCCCGUGAAACUGGAGCAGACAGAUGCAGGGAAAGGCUGGUACAGAAGAAGCCAGAGGUUGAAGGGGAAGGAGGACCUGGAGCUGAACAUUCCUGAUGGGCAGAAUCCAACGCCCAGCCUCACUGGGCUCCCAGGUCAGUAG